AUGCUGUCCGGAAGACCAGUCAUCAAGAGACACUUGGCUACCCAAAUCUCCAAGAAUUUGGUCCAGAUACCUAAAGAAUUCCAGUCACGUGCCGUGCCAUAUGCCAAGCUUAUCAGCAAGCUGGAACAAGUCAAGGCGAUCACCAACAACACGCCACUGACAUUGGCCGAGAAGAUCCUAUACUCACAUUUGUGUGACCCUGAGGAGUCUUUAACGUCAUCUAACCUACAUGAUAUCCGCGGCUUGGAGUACUUGAAGCUGAACCCUGAUCGUGUGGCCAUGCAAGAUGCCUCGGCACAAAUGGCUAUGCUUCAAUUUAUGACGACUGGCUUGCCGCAAACCUCGGUUCCUGCUUCGAUUCACUGUGACCAUUUGAUUGUCGGGAAAGACGGUGAGUCCAAGGAUCUCCCUUCUUCUAUUACCACCAAUAAAGAAGUAUUCGACUUCUUGCAAAGUUGCGCGGACAAGUAUGGUAUUCAAUUCUGGGGCCCAGGGUCUGGUAUCAUUCAUCAAAUUGUUUUAGAAAACUUUUCCCUGCCAGGGCUCAUGAUGCUUGGUACUGACUCUCACACUCCCAACGCCGGUGGUCUUGGUUCUAUCGCCAUCGGUGUAGGUGGUGCUGAUGCUGUUGACGCCUUAACUGGUACUCCGUGGGAAUUAAAGGCCCCAAAAAUUUUAGGUGUCAAACUCACCGGUAAGCUGCACGACUGGACCUCUCCUAAAGACGUCAUCACGAAGCUUGCAGGUGUCCUUACCGUCAGAGGCGGUACCGGUUACAUCGUCGAGUACUUCGGUGAAGGCGUGGAAUCUUUAUCUUGCACCGGUAUGGCCACGAUCUGUAACAUGGGUGCUGAAAUCGGCGCCACCACUUCCACCUUCCCAUACCAAGAGGCCCACGGUCGUUACUUGAAAGCUACUGGCAGAGGCAUUCUUGCAGAUGCUGCUGAAGCAGCUUUGAAUAAUUACAACUUCUUGAAAGCUGAUCAAGGUGCUCAGUACGACAAAGUGGUUGAAAUUAAUUUAAGCGAACUGGAGCCUCAUGUUAACGGUCCCUUUACUCCCGAUUUGUCCACUCCUAUCUCUGAGUUUGGAUCUAAAACUUUGAAGGAAAACUGGCCUCAAAAGAUUUCCGCGGGUUUAAUCGGUUCUUGCACUAACUCUUCUUACCAAGAUAUGAGUCGUGCUGUUCACCUAGUAAAUCAAGCCUCUAAAGCUGGUUUGAAACCCCGCAUCCCAUUUUUUGUUACUCCUGGCUCUGAGCAAAUUAGAGCUACCCUCGAAAGAGAUGGCAUCAUCAAAACGUUCAAAGAUAAUGGCGCAACUGUGUUGGCUAAUGCAUGUGGUCCAUGUAUUGGCCAGUGGGAUAGACAAGACGUCCCAAAGACCUCCAAAGAAACCAAUUCGAUUUUCACAUCUUUCAACCGUAACUUUAGAGCCAGAAACGAUGGCAAUAGAAAUACCAUGAAUUUUUUGACAUCCCCGGAAAUGGUCACUGCCAUGAUUUAUUCGGGUGACGCCCAGUUUAAUCCUAUCACGGACUCUAUAAAGCUGGAUGACGGCUCUGACUUUAAAUUUGUACCUCCACAAGGUCUCGAACUUCCAGAGGACGGAUUUCUGUUAGGUCGAAAAGAAUUUUACCCUCCAGUAGACCCUACCCCGGACUCAUCUGUUGAAAUAAAGGUUUCACCAACGUCGGACCGUUUACAAUUGCUCGAACCAUUCAAGCCCUGGAGUGGUGAGGAACUAAAAACUAACGUCUUGAUGAAAGUUGAAGGUAAAUGUACUACCGAUCAUAUCUCCGCUGCUGGUGUUUGGCUGAAAUAUAAAGGACAUUUGGAAAACAUUUCUUAUAACACUCUAAUUGGAGCUCAAAACAAAGAAACAGGAGAGGUGAACAAAGCAUACGAUUUUGAUGGCACCGCUUAUGGCAUCCCAGAAUUGAUGAUGAAGUGGAAGCAGGACAAAAUACCUUGGACUGUGGUAGCAGAACAUAAUUACGGUGAAGGUUCUGCUAGAGAACACGCUGCUUUGUCCCCAAAGUUCUUGGGUGGUCAAAUAAUUUUGGUCAAAUCUUUCGCGAGAAUCCACGAAACAAAUUUGAAAAAGCAAGGUGUGUUACCGUUGACUUUUGCCGAAGAAGCUGACUAUGAUCGUAUAUCCUCUGGUGAUGCAUUAGAAACUUUGAGUCUUGUCGAUAUGGUUGCAAAGGAUGGAGCAAACGGCGGAGAGCUGGACGUAAAAAUUACCAAGCCAUCUGGCGAAUCAUUUACCAUCAAAGCCAAGCACACGAUGUCGAAGGACCAAAUAGCCUUUUUUAAAGCUGGUUCAGCAAUUAAUCACAUCGGUGAAACAAGUCGCGCGUAA
Lachancea nothofagi CBS 11611 is the source of this 2364-nucleotide messenger RNA. The record is from the annotation of a GenBank genome assembly. Lineage: Eukaryota; Fungi; Ascomycota; Saccharomycetes; Saccharomycetales; Saccharomycetaceae.